Messenger RNA from Sphenostylis stenocarpa, 1482 nucleotides. Lineage: Eukaryota; Viridiplantae; Streptophyta; Magnoliopsida; Fabales; Fabaceae. The record is from the annotation of a GenBank genome assembly.
AUGUUCAAUGUUAUGGGUUUUUCGUUUUUUACAACGGAUUCGGUGGCGUGCAGGGGAUUGCUCUACACAUCCUCCAUACUCAAUUUCGUUUUGGUCUGCCAACUCAUUCUCCUUCAACCUCUCGUUUCUGCUUCCGAUGGAAAUCCUGAAAAUGCUGCUGAGUUGUUUGAGCGGGCAUCGCAAAGCGUAAAAGUGAAACAUUAUACUGAGGCACUUGAUGAUCUAAAUGCUGCAAUAGAGGCAGACCCAAACCUUUCAAAAGCGUACCUUUUCAGAGCUUCAGUGCUUCGUCAAAUAUGCAGAUAUGAGCAAUCCGAGAGGAGCUACAAACAGUUCCUGGAGUUAAAGCCUGGAGAUUCAACUGCAGAAAAAGAGCUCUCUCAACUAUUGCAGGCUCAAAGUGCCCUAGAAACAGCACAGUCACUCUAUGAUUUGGGCAACUUCUCAAAAUCAUUGGAAUAUAUUGAUAAAGUUGUUCUUGUUUUCUCUCCAGAUUGUACUAAGGCUAAGCUUCUUAAAGUAAAGGUGUUAAUAGCUGAUAAAGAGUAUGAGGGUGCAAUUGCUGAGUCAGGGUUUCUUCUCAAGGAAGAUGAAAAUAAUUUAGAAGCCUUAUUGUUACGUGGUCGUGCGUUUUACUAUUUAGCUGAUCAUGAUGUUGCCACGAGGCAUUUUCAGAAAGGCCUUCGCUCAGAUCCGGAGCAUAGUGAACUGAAAAAAGCAUAUUUUGGAUUGAAAAAUCUAUUAAAAAAGAGUAAAAGUGCUGAAGAUAAUGCGAGCAAGGGUAAACUACGUGUGGCAGUGGAAGAAUUCAAAGCUGCACUUGCUGUAGACCCUAACCAUCUUGCGCACAAUGUACAUCUUCACCUUGGCUUAUGUAAAGUGCUAGUCAAACUUGGCAGAGGAAAAGAUGCCUUGGAAAGUUGUAAUGAAGCGCUUAAGUUCAAUGAGGAACUUGUUGAAGCUCUUGUUCAGAGAGGAGAAGCUAAACUCUUAACAGAGGAUUGGGAGGGAGCUGUGGAUGAUAUGAGAUCAGCUGCUCAAAAAUCUCCUCAGGAUAUGAGUAUCCGUGAAGCAGUAAUGAGGGCCGAGAAAGCUUUAAAGAUAAGCAAACGCAAAGAUCACUACAAAACAUUGGGAAUUUCAAAAACUGCUUCUGCUGCAGAUAUAAAACGUGCCUACAAGAAACUUGCCUUACAAUGGCACCCAGAUAAGAAUGUUGACAAAAGAGAAGAAGCGGAGGCUAAAUUCCGAGAAAUUGCUGCUGCAUAUGAGGUUCUCAGCGAUGAAGACAAACGCGUAAGAUACGACAGGGGGGAGGACCUUGAAGAGAUGGGAAUGGGCGGUGGUGGUGGUUUCAACCCUUUCGGUGGUGGGGGCCAGCAGUUUACCUUUAAUUUUGAGGGUGGCUUCCCUGGUGGAGGCUUUCCUGGUGGUGGUGGAUUUGGAGGGGGCUAUCCUGGAGGAUUUGAAUUUCACUUCUGA